GAAACGGAGGAUUAAACGAUCCUCGUAGUGCACGCCAACUUACCUGUAUGUAAUUAUAUUUUUCGCACACACUCAAAUGCGAUCUACUACACGAGCUGUAAAUAUGUCUUGCUUUUUGCCAAGCAUUCUAUCGGAGAAAUUCACUUGGAAAAUAUUUCUCGAUCAUUUUCAAGUUCACUUACGUAAGUACGCGUGCGGGAGAAUUGGUGCGGAAUGGCGGAUGUUUGGUGGUGCUCGACGGCGAAGUGGCGCGCGGUUAUAAGCUCGCACCCGCUCCUCCGGCUGUCAGUUGCCGAUAAACCACCCUCGCAGACGUUGAUUUCUAGUUAUUAGUGCAGUGUGUGAAUAUACGUCAAAAUAACAAAAUGUGUUCCGCUUUUCGGAUAGCCGUCGUGUCAGUUAUCUGUGUGGCCGUCGCCUCCGGCCACGUGCACGGACCCCGCAGAUCUCGCCGGAUGGAUGCCGAGGAUUAUGCACAAAACGAAAUCGACAGUGGAAGAGCUGAAGAGAGCUCGUGGUGGCCUUCGGCAGAAUUCGCCGUUUUGCAGAAAGUUUAUGACGACUGCAGUGCGCAAAAGCACUUGACGAUGUGCCUAAAGGGCAAAGCCCUGCACGCCCUCACACGGGCCGUGGAACAGGAGAGCGUGCAGCUCGCGGACGGGCUCACCCUGAUGAAGCAGGCGGACGCUCCCGCGGCGGUCGCGGAGCCGCGCUUCUUCCCUGGCAUGUCCACGGAAGACAAGCUCGAUAUGGCUCUGCGCACUAAAUUCGAGCAAUUGAUGAACUCGCACACCAUCUCGAUGGAUUUGGCUUCGGAGGGUAGAGGCAGAGGCAAGAAAGUGCUCCCUUACCUGCUGCUCGGUAUCUUCACCACCGUAAGUGUGGUGGGAGGCAUCGCCCUCAAGACGCUGGCCGCCAUCGCUGGCAAGGCGCUGAUCGCCAGCAAGGUCGCGCUCACGAUAGCCGGUAUCAUCGCCCUGAAGAAACUCUUCAGCCACGACGGCGCCCCCGGCGAAACUACCUUCCAAGUGCACGCUGAUGGACAUCAUAGUCUUUAAUUCGAAGGCGGAAUAUGUACGUGGUGAGGCCAGCGAAAGCAAGCGCGGUGGACCCAUACCGAUACUACGGCGAGCAGACGACGUCCACCGCCGCCGCCAGCGCGUAGCCCGCGCCCCGUCUCACCCGCCCUGACCCGCCGCGCCUUCGCCCAGACAAAAACCUCAAACCAAAGUACCGUCCAUGCUAUGGACAUCCUACUUAGACGAUUGGUCGUCCGCUCUCGUUGUCAAAUCUAUGUCAAUAAAUUAUUUAGUGUAAUUUAUUUAUUUGUGACUACGGUUGUAUGUUUAAAGUUAAAUAAUUGCAGCAGUGAUGUAAGAGAUAAUAAAAAACAUGACACUGAA
This is a messenger RNA of Cydia strobilella, 1403 nucleotides long. RefSeq lists its product as uncharacterized. The transcript has 4 exons. The record is from RefSeq and is a predicted model, not a curated record. Bases 366 to 1058 code for a protein of 230 amino acids. Gene Ontology annotation, cellular component: membrane. NCBI's taxonomy places the organism in Eukaryota, Metazoa, Arthropoda, Insecta, Lepidoptera, Tortricidae.